AUGUAUAGAUAAUCUAAAUAAAUCUGCAAAAACCAUUUAAAUUGAAGACCUACAACGAAUUAAAUCAAUACCCAAUUAAGCACCUAGAUUCCAGUAUCGGUCAUAAUACGAUAGCAAAAAUAACGAGCACUUAUUAUCAUAAAUACAAGUACAAUGUAGGUAUAUCUACAAUUACGUCUAGAUAAAGUAAAGUAAUUGAUUGAUUAAUCAUUUUUUACUUAAAUGUAAGUACAAGGAACACUAUCGCUAUGGUGCUGGGCUUUACUACCGAAGAAUUGGAGAAAUACGGCGGUACAGAUGAAAAGGUGAAGCGGUUGAAGAAAUGGCUACCCGAAGAAAAGCUGCCCCCUCUUACGAGUGAACAAAUUCUAUUGUUUCUGAUUAAAGAGGAAGAAGACGUGGAACGAGCGAAAGCAGCGAUCAAGAUUUCUUACCACUGCAAAAGGAGCCUGCCUAAAGUGUUCAACAAAAGAAAAUUGGACCAAAGUUUUUACGAUGUCUUCCAAGUUUGUUGUAUGCCCGAGAAAACCGAAGACGGCUGCGUUAUAAUAUACGUAUCUCUGAUUGACGGUGACUACAGAAAGUUUAAUUUGGACGAGUUUUUUAAAGGACUGUUUAUGGUGUUUGAAGCUGAAGUGUACCAUCAACCCAUCAAUGGCAUAAAACUAAUUGUAAACAUGGAAAACGGAGGAAUGUGGCACUUCGCCAAAUUAAAAUUCUUCACUCUGAAGACAAGCGUUGAGUAUUUUCAGAGUGGAACGCCAGUCGCGAUCAAGGAAAUUCACUGCCUCAACACAAAUUUUUUCUUCGAGAAGAUACUGGUUUUAGUGCGACCCUUCGCCGAUAAAGUAUUUCUCAGCAAAGUGUCACAAACCUGGGAUGAGUUGGGAUGAAUUUCACGCGAAUCAUAUUUCGAAAGAAUACCUACCGAAAGAAUUAGGAGGCACGCUACCCCCCACCGACGAGCUACAAAAGGAGUACAUCAACAAAUUGAACAAUCUUCAAGAGUAUUUCUUGAACGAAGAAAUGCAACGUGCUCGUAU
Messenger RNA from Photinus pyralis (common eastern firefly), 1043 nucleotides. Its product is annotated as alpha-tocopherol transfer protein-like. Lineage: Eukaryota; Metazoa; Arthropoda; Insecta; Coleoptera; Lampyridae. Gene Ontology annotation, molecular function: phosphatidylinositol bisphosphate binding. Bases 249 to 893 code for a protein of 214 amino acids. The transcript is spliced from 4 exons. Gene Ontology annotation, cellular component: membrane. The record is from RefSeq and is a predicted model, not a curated record.